Paramuricea clavata is the source of this 630-nucleotide messenger RNA. The record is from the annotation of a GenBank genome assembly. NCBI's taxonomy places the organism in Eukaryota, Metazoa, Cnidaria, Anthozoa, Malacalcyonacea, Plexauridae.
GCAAAUGCCGAAGCAGAGAGAUUCAUGCGAACUUUAAACAAGGCAAUUAUCACGGCACACACUGAGCAGCUCAAUUGGAAACAGCAGCUGUAUCGUUUCCUGCGCAACUAUCGCGCAACUCCACACGCAAGUACCGACAAAACACCCGCGGAACUAUUUUUUGGAAGAAAGAUGAGAAUAAAAUUGCCAGAAGUUUUCCCAACUGUUGUUGAUUGUGACCUCAGGUGUAAAGAUGCGACCGCUAAAAGAAAAAUAAAAGAAUAUGCCGAUGACAGAAACAAUGCGAAACCAGCUACAUUUCAGAUUGGAGAUGAUGUGCUAGUACGACAGCGAAAGCGUAACAAAUUCUCGUCGUACAACAAUCCCAUACCAUACCACAUAGUUGCACAAAAAUGCAGCAUGAUUACAGCUGAAAAUGCGAAACACAAGAUAACAAGAAAUUCAUCACAUUUUAAGAAGAUAACACGACGGUCCACUCGUGGAUCCACUACGAAUGACGAUGAUGGUGAAGACGAGGAUAUUCCAAACAGUGAUAUUGAAGAACCAGGGAUACAAGAACAACCACAAAGACGAUAUCCUUUAAGAUUAAAUCGGGGACAGCCCCCUAACCGCUUUAGUGUACCACAGUAG